Molecule: messenger RNA, 1662 nt
Organism: Phytomonas sp. Hart1
Lineage: Eukaryota; Euglenozoa; Kinetoplastea; Trypanosomatida; Trypanosomatidae
Source: the annotation of a GenBank genome assembly
AUGAACCCCCUUCCUCUCGCCCCUCCUUUAGACGCGGUGGAGGGGGUUCUUUCGGCGCCCCCGGGGCCGGACCGGGCGCCCUACCCCCACUGCCCGAUCUACAUCCCGUCCAAAGGGCGCUUCGACCAGACCCGCUCGACCCUCGCGACGCUGGUCGGGGACCUCGUCCCGUUCACGCUGGUGGUGGAGCCGCACGAGGUGGGGCUUUACGCCUCGUGUUUGGACCGCCUCGUGCGGGAAAAAGGAGGGAUGGGCCGAGAAGAACCCGCCAAAGAACCCCCCGCGGCCAACGCGAACGAGCGCGGGGGGGAACGGCCCACCGCGCUUUACCACCACGGCUACCGUUUUCAACCCCCUACGGCUACCCAAGCGAGCGACGAGGCGGGGGGAAAGGCGACGUCCGAGUUCGUUUUAACCAGCCUCGAGGCCGUGCGGGAUAUUUUCACAAUCGUGGCCCUGCCGGAGAAGGACCAGGGGGUGUCCUACGCCCGGAAUUUCAUCCUUCAGGUUCUCGUUCCGCAGCAAAUGGUGGAAUUCGAGGUCGACCGAACGGGACAUCUGGAGGAGCUCGGGCUUUUCACCUCCGGCUCGACGCUGGGGGCGGCGAUGGCGUCCCCGGCGCCGCCCGCGAGCGAUGCGAGUAAAUUUCUGCUCCCCGACAGCGCUUUAAGGAGCUUCGAGCUCGAUCCGAGCGUCUACGCGGCGGUGGAGCGCUGGCGGGGCGGGAGCCGGUCGGGCCCGCCGCACAGCCUUUACGGCUACUAUUGGGUGAUGGAUGAUGACAUCUACACCUUUUCCCGCGCGAACCCGCAAAAAAAACGAAACGAACGAAUCUCCUCUCGUCAGAUGAUGCGCAACGUCGAGGCGAGGAUUCAACGGCUUCGCCAGAACGCCCAGGCCCCCAAUUCCUCCCCCACCUCGAAUAGCGGAAACGGAAACGGCUUCCCUCCCCAUCCGCGAAGGGCGAAUGCGAAAAUCCCAAUCUUCACCGGCAAGGAGGACGUCCUCGCGAACAAUUGGCAGACGAUCCACCGCGCGCGGACGCCCUCCUCGACGGUGAAGCCCCCCGACGCCGCGCCCGGCGCCCCUUUACCACCCGAUCCCCCCUCGCCGAAUCCCGCGGCCUCGAUGGACAGCAGCGGAAGUAGUACCGACCUGAAGCCCAAGACGACGCUUUUGAACGUCAACAACUACCCUUAUGUGCGGCAGACGGCGUGUUUUUCGCUCGAGUACAGCCAUUUUUCCUUCACCUACGGCGAGACGGCGCUGGCGGUGAACAGCUACAACAACAUCGCCUGCCUGUUCGACUACCACCUCCUGCACAACCCCGCGUCGAGUCUGUUCUUCCCCGUCCACCCCACCGGCGGCGUCCGCAGCGCGGCGGAGACGCUCCAGGGCCUCCCGGCCCCCCCCCGGGCCCCGAGGCCGCGGAAAAAGCCGAAAAAGCGGGAAAAACGGAAAAUUCCACCGCCAUCGCGCGCGCCGGGCCUCAUGCGCCCUCGCCGCGCUAUUUUAUGCCCGGCGCGAUGUUGUGGUAUCGCUUCGCCGUGCGGGAGGACUACGACUUCACCCUCCAGCUCAUCGCGCGCGGGCUCUACACGCUGCGCUUUCGCGACCUCGGCUUCGACGUCCCGGCGAUGGGGAAACUUCGCGGCGGCAUGA